Rhipicephalus sanguineus (brown dog tick) is the source of this 1494-nucleotide messenger RNA. RefSeq lists its product as uncharacterized. Gene Ontology annotation, molecular function: zinc ion binding; nucleic acid binding. The transcript has a single exon. Bases 1 to 1494 code for a protein of 497 amino acids. The record is from RefSeq and is a predicted model, not a curated record. Lineage: Eukaryota; Metazoa; Arthropoda; Arachnida; Ixodida; Ixodidae.
AUGGACCGGCUCAAGCUAAAAAGGAGCGCCUUGAGAACUCAGGUGACCAAACUUAUUUCCGAGGCAGAAUUGUUCUUGGCGAGCCAUGCGAACGACGGAGCUCUCAGUGUCUUGUCGGCCAGGCUAAGUGCACUCCAAAUACAACUAAACGAAGUGGACAAUGCCAUUGAACCACUAGUUGUUGACGAAGACGCGGAGCAAAACUACAUAAGAACUAUCGAGUACAACGACCGGAUCGUCGCAUGCAUCGCGAAACUCAGCCAAGAAGCCGAAGAGCAAAAGGCAAAAAAACAAGCGGAAAUGGCCGCGACGCGGGCGCCGACCGACGGCCCUCCGAGGGCUGCGCAGACCCACGUUAAACUACCGAAGCUCGAGUUACAGCGAUUUAGCGGCGCUUCCACGGAGUGGCAGUCCUUCUGGGAGCAGUUUGAGAGGGCGGUGCACGAAAACGACACCCUCUCCGACUCUGAGAAGUUUCUGUACUUGCGGGCGUCACUUUCUGGGAAGGCUGCUUCGGCCAUCGACGGCAUCCAGGUGACGGGAGCUAAUUACAACACAGCCAUCGAGCUCCUUAAAGAGCGCUUCGGUCGACGAGACGUGCUCAUACAAGAACAUCUAACUCAGUUGCUCGAGUUGCCACCAGUACGCAACGAGAAUGAGGUUAUCGGCCUACGUCGACUCUAUGACCAUCUGCAGCGCAACAUAGCCGCUCUCGCAGCGCUUGGAGUCAAAACAGAUGGCUACGGUGCCCUGCUCUGCUCCGCACUCUUGCGAAUUCUGCCAUCGGAACUAGUAGUCAACUACCACAAGGGACUCUCCGCUGACAGCAAGGAAGAGGGGAUCGGCAUCGAGAGUUUACGAGCUUUUCUCAAGACCGAAGUGGAGAGCCGAGAGAAGGCACUGCAGACUGGCCACAGCGAAGUAAAAGGAUCCAGCUCAAAACAUCGAGAUAAAGAAAAAAUCAGAACACCAAAAGGAUCAGCGGCUUCGCUCUUCUCUGCGGGCAAAUCGAAGCAGAUCGAUUCAUGCGCAUUUUGUGAUGCAAAGAAUCACACGACUCACGAGUGUCAGGCACAAAUGUCACUCGAUGAAAAGAAGAAACGACUCACUGCGGUUGGUCGCUGCUUCCGGUGCGGUGUAAAGGGACACAUGUCGAAACAAUGCCGCAACAAAAGGCUAAGUUGCAAGCACUGUGGCAGAAGACACCUGUCUCAAAUGUGUGACCCCACCUGGAGGCAACCUGAGAACACAGCCGCAGAGUUGCACUCUUCAGCAGAACAGAAGUCGGAAAAUGUGCCUACCGUGCUGCUCCAAACGGCCCAAGUAUGGGCAGAAGGACGAGGGAGAGCUCUGACGCGCCUCCUCUUCGACGGGGGUAGCCAACGAAGUUUUGUCACAAAGAAGCUUUCCCGCGAACUGCAACUAGAGGUGAUUGGUGAAGAGGACAUCACAAUCUACCCAUUCGGAGGAUCAGGCAACAUUAGGGAGUUUUAG